Messenger RNA from Pogona vitticeps (central bearded dragon), 2114 nucleotides. RefSeq names its product calicin (gene CCIN). NCBI's taxonomy places the organism in Eukaryota, Metazoa, Chordata, Lepidosauria, Squamata, Agamidae. The record is from RefSeq and is a predicted model, not a curated record. Gene Ontology annotation, molecular function: protein binding.
CUCCCUUUACUCAGAGUGGGCUUUUCCACACCUGGCCAAAACCUUCUCUAGGUUUAUACCAUCUCCUGUCAUUCCAGACCAGUUUGUUCCAAAAAUGAGGAUGCAAUUCACAGAAAAUCAUCACAACAGCUUUAUGAUGCAGGCCCUCAACAAGCAGAGGAAGAACAGGGAGUUUUGUGACGUGACCUUCAGUGUGGAUCAGAAUGUCUUCUAUGCGCACCUCAAUGUCCUAGCAGCUGUGUCCUCCCAUAUAAGGACCUUGAUAUCCAGCAAUGACAUGAAAGUGGAUGAUGAGCUCUACAUCAGCAUCGAUGGCAAGUUCCUCAGCGCUGCCUUGGUGAAGGAGAUGCUCAACUACUUCUACACGGGGAAGAUUCUGAUUUCAGAGGAGAACGUGGAGGACCUGCUCAAGGGAGCAAAGUACUUCAAUUCUCAGACCCUCAGAAGGCACUGCUCUGACUUCCUCCUCAGGUCCCUCAAGAGAGACAACUGCCUCUCCUACUUAUGCUUGGCCACUACCUAUGAAUUGAAAGAGGUGACAGAUUCUGCCUAUAAUGGAAUACGGGACAACUUCAGUUACUGGGUAGGCCCGAAGGGCACAGCAGACUUAAUGAAUUGCCCUUCUAACGUCUUCUCCAGGCUCCUUAAGGAUGAAGACCUUCACAUUGAAAACGAGGACCAGGUUCUCCUGGCUCUACUUCAGUGGGUGAAAUACAAGAAGGCCGAAAGAGAUAAGUUCUUCAAGAAGUACUUUGCGUACAUAAAUUUGCGCGCCGUCUCCACCAAGGCAUUGCUGGCCGCCUCCUGCGAAGUGUCGCUCUUUGCUGACCACGCAUUUCUCCUGUCCCAGAUAGAAAGUGUUUUGAUUGACCGAAAGCAGGAGAACCCUCAAAGUCUGAUGCCAUACCAAAGGAAAGGGGCAUAUGUGGAUUCUGUGAUUAUUUUAGGAGGGCAGAAAGAACAGGGUAGGUUCAACAGUGGGGUCUUUGCUUAUAUCCUUGAAGAGAACAUCUGGCUGAAGUUGACCGACAUGCCUUACAAAGCUGCUGCUCUCAGUGCAACUUCAUUAGGAAAAUACAUUUACGUCUCUGGAGGAAUAACAGAGCAGAUCUCUGGCCUGAAGACAGCCUGGAAGUAUGAUAUAGACACAAAUUCCUGGCUCAAACUUCCAGAUCUACCCGUAGGUCUGGUAUUCCACACCAUGGUGACUUGUGGUGGAGCGGUAUAUUCUGUUGGAGGAAGCACAGCUCCAAGGAAAUACGUCUCAAGUAUCUUCAAGUAUGAUGAAGGGAAAGAGAACUGGGUUCUUGCUGGGAAGAUGAGUAUUCCUAUGGAUGCCAGUGCCGUGAUCACCAAGGGGGACAAAAUUAUUUAUAUUGUGACUGGGAGAUGCCUGGUGAAUGGGCGCUUCUCCCGGGUCAGUGUCCUGGAUUGUUUUGACACUCAGAGCCGGAACAUGGUGAAAUUAACUACACUUCCCAUUCAGUUCAACCACAAACCCCUGCUGUCUUUUCCUCGGGAAAACAUUUUGAGUGUACAGAGCCACAAAGAGAGCCUGGAAAUAAACCUGCGGAAGAUUAAAAUUAACACAUCUACCAAACUUGUGCCUCUCCUACCAAAUAACUGUAGCUUGGAUCUCUCACAUGCGGUUUGCUCUGUUGGGAAUAACAAAGUAUUUGUGUGUGGUGGCCUCAUGUGCCCAGGGGACAGACAUCCUGAGGAAUAUUCUAUCAAUCGGCAAGCAUAUAUGUUAGAUCAGUACACAGGGGAAUGGAGGCUGUUAGCCAAGCCUCCAGAAGCUCUGGAUUGUCCUGCUUGUUGUAUGGCUCAGUUGCCCUGCAGGGUUCUCCAAAAAUCUGUAGAUUAAGCCAGACAGAAUUUCUAACAAUACAUAACAAUAAAGGAUGACUGGAUUGCAGAUCGCAGGUGAAGACAAGGUGGCUUCCCUUUGUCUCUUUACCAUGAAUCAUGGUAUCAAUAGACCAUACAAUAUAUUGACAAUUGAAUUAGUGAUUAUGUAAUGUUUCCUUUUUAGUAUAGAAUACUUAUGUAUGUUUUUGAAAUGGAACAUAGAGGAGGGAAACAUGUACUUGCCCAGCUAUUUUUUGCAGCAA